Messenger RNA from Caenorhabditis angaria, 2890 nucleotides. Lineage: Eukaryota; Metazoa; Nematoda; Chromadorea; Rhabditida; Rhabditidae. The record is from the annotation of a GenBank genome assembly.
UUGGAUCCAAAACUCAAAACAACGACAAUUUGUGGAAAAUGCGAACAGAAUGUCGUUGAGUAAGUUUACUUUUAAAAAAAGCUAUUGAAUAAAAAUCUGUGGUUUUUUUUGCAGAAAAAACAUCAGAAUGCAUGCAGUUCAACAUUGUCGUUUUAUUGAUAUGCGAGAGAAUCUCUGCGAUUUACACAAUUUCAAAAUCAAACGAGCAAAAUCAGACAAUUCCUAUAAUUUUUGUAAUAGUUGUAGUUUUCGACACAAUCGAGCUAUUGAUCUAAAUAUUCGAAGAAUGGUCAAUAUUUGUUUCCCAUUAUACAUUUGUGUUAGUUUUUUUUGACUGGUUUUCAAUUAAAAGUUUCAAUUUUCAGAGAGUUAGCAGUUAUCAAACUAUUAAUGGACUCAAUUCUUCAUUGGUCAUUUAUUUGCCACGUGAUUAUGCUGCUCUUAAAGAUGAUAUGGUUCAACCAGUCACAAAUCAUCUGGAAAAAGAGUUGCCGGAAAUGAUUGAUAUGAUAAAACAAGAAAAUGAUGAAGAUUUUGGAAUGGAUAUUGAGGUUAAAAAAGAGUUUAUGGAAGAUAUUGAUAUUAAAAUGGAAGUGGAAGAAGAGGAAGAAUAUGAAGAUGAUGAUUAUGAGGAGGAAGACGAUUUUGUUGAUGAUAAAAAUAAGGAUUCAGAUUUCAAACUUACUUCUGAAUCGGAACAAGAAGAUAUUGAUGAAGGAGAGGAAGAAGAUGAGGAAGAGGAACAUGAGACAAAGAAUCAAUCCGCUCGCGUGAUUGAGACCAAGGAAUUAGUUGGAAAAUUCUUCGAGGAAAGUGCUCAUCCUUCUUGUAAGCAAAUUAAUAAGGUAUUUAACCAUUUUUUAACAAAUUUUCAUCAAUAAAUUACAGUUUUGCAAGGAGAAUAAUUUCAAAUUUUGGAAUGUUGAUCGAAGAAUGAAAUCACUUCGACAAAAAAAUCAGAUAAAAUGUGAAGAUGGUUAGUUGCUACAAAAGCUCAAUGAUUUUUAAUCUGAAAAAAAAUAUUUUCAGAUGACUCGUGUAAUAGAAUUCUGGCUUAUCAACAAAUGAAAGAUCAACCAAUUCAAGAGAUAAUUGAAGGUGAAAAUAAGCAGAAAUUGAUGGAGAUUUUGGAGGAUUAUCAUAAGAGGAAGGAGUAUUUUCGAGUUUCGGAUUAUUUUGAAUAUGCCGAAGAAUUCGAUUUGAAUCCGUACGCGAUUAAACGUUUACAUGAGAAACAUAGAAAUGCUAUUUUAUCGAAAUUAUCUAGAAAAAAUCGGAUGGAAGUGUUUGAAGAGGAAAAUGAGGGAGUUCAUAAAUCGGGUUUGAAUUCCAAGCAUGUUGUUUUUCGACCGCCGAAGAAUACAAGAAUUCCAAAAGAAAAAGUUGAGGAAUUGAGAAACGAAUAUGAAAAUGAGGAAAUAUGUUCGAAUGAAAGAGCGAAUUCUAUUGGAAAAAGGUUGGGAUUAGCAAAGGAUACUGUAUUCAAUUGGUUUAAGCGAGAGCAGAAGAAUCGAAAUAAUGGAGAAGUUUGUGGAUUUUAAAUUGCUGAAAAAUCUGAAAAAAUUUUCAGAGAAAAGAGCGUCGCCACACUUACACCAAAGAGGAAAAAGAUUAUUUGAAUGAGAAAUUCGAGAAAAAUCCAUAUCCGAAUCCUGAGGAGAAAAAGGAGAUGGCUGAUGAGUUGGGAUUGACAAUUGGAAAUAUUCAUUAUUAUUUGAAUACGAAGCGAACUGAAGUUAGGAAGAGAAAGGUGAAUUCAAGCGGUCGAGUCUAGGGAACACGCCUAGAGAUCCACUUCGACAAGGAGCCGCGCCUUGAGGAAUCUAUGUCAAAUAGUCAAGCCUAGAGAGAGUGGUUGAGCUUAGAGAACUACUUUGGCUAGGAGCCAAGCCUUUAGAUCUCUAUGUCAAGUAGCCUCACCUAGAAAGUUCAAUUUUCAAAGCGUCGCCUCUUUAGAGCUCUAGUUUUCUCCCGCCCCAUUCAAAAAACCCACCACUUUCCAUUAGCUACCAGAUUUGUUGAAAAAUAUUUCGAAAAUCAAUCACAUAUCGCAAAUACAUAAGUCUGUAAGCAGAAUAAUAUUUUGUAAUAUUUAAAAAAAAUUAAAAAAAACAUAUAUGCAGAAAAAUGUCGAAAAAAUUAAAUAUAAAGUUUACUAUUUUUUGAGAGAGCGCAGACAGAAAAAAUAGUUUAUUGUAUUUUUUUGUCUGUCUGCACUCUCUCGAUUUCGUGUUGUCUCCACUCGAAAAUAGUAAACUGUAUAUUUUCUUUAUUAUUCUGCAUAGGCCCAUAGAAAUUUCAUUUUCAUUUCAAAAACAAUUUUUUUUCAGGAAUGGGAAGUUGUUGGAAACGAAAUCAAGGAAAUGGAACAAGCGAAAAUCGAUGGAUUGAUGAAAGCGUUCGAAGAAUAUCCGAAUUCCAAAUUUGAGGAUAGAGUUAAGGUAACCCGCUUCACUUUAACAACCUAGAACCCAGAUCUAUUUUAAAAAAUAGUUUGCAGAUUGCUUCGGAUCUUAAAGUAUCCUAUCAAUUAGUCACGUUGUGGUUUGAAAUCAAAGUUUUGGAAGGAAGAAGAAAGAGAAAAUCGGAAUAUGGAAGUAGAAAAAGAAAACGACAACGAAGAUAUCGGGAAUCUGAAAGUGAAAGUGAAUCUGAAGAGGGAGAAGAGGAAGAAGAUCCAAUUUGGGAAUCAUUGAAACUCCUUGUCCAAGAUGCGACAAAAAAUAAUAAUGUAGUGCAAAGAAAAAGCUCACGAGAAAGAAUUACUCGAAAAAAUUUGGAAAUUUCGGAUGAAGAGGAGGAAUUUGAUGAUGAAGAUGAAGAUUGGGGAAUUCAAAUGUUGGCACAAAAUAUGGAAGAUCAAGUUGAAUCACUGGAUAUAAUCAAGUGA